UUACCAGUACAGCGCUUUUUGUCCACUUAAUAAUGUUGUUUGUGGCUCAAGAUGACCUGAUAUCAUUCACGAGGGAUACAUUUGACAUGUAAUUCACACAGGCUAACAAGUCAUUUACAGCAGUUUAAAUGCAGACAGUCACCUUUUUUCAGGUUAACUGGUUAUAUUUGUUGAAAUCCACUCUGAGUGUUCCAGAUGUUGCAUCCGCCGAUUCGUCAUUUUCACUGAAUGGUUGUCUCAUUCGGCCAGUGUGCUGUUCAGUCAGGCGGUUUGCUCCUAACUAAACUGUAUCACUAGUUUACGUGGGCGUGUUUCCUCAAUCAGCUGACCGAGUGAACAGGAUGUAUGCAGGUAAACUCGAGUUUCUGUCGCGCUGAUCUGUGGUGUAGUGGAGAGACUGUCGAUGCCUGAUUCACUUCACAGAAACACAGAGAGAGCCUUGAACUAAUUUGUUGAAGCAGACAUGGAGAGUGACUCUGAAACACAGAGUGGUGAAGAUACUACUCCAGAUGACUGGAUGGAAUUGGCUGAUGACAGUCCUGCUGCCAGUCCAGAUGACAGUCCUGCUCUCAGUACUGAUGCCACACAGAAACCCUCAGAAAAAGAGGAUUUUAAACUGUCCCUGAUCACCUGGAAUGUGGACGGGCUUGAUUUCGAAAACCUUCCAGAGCGUUCCAUAGGCCUGGUUAAAUAUUUAAACUUAUACAACCCUGAUGUGGUGUUCCUGCAGGAGCUCAUUGACCCUUAUGCACAGUUCUUGAAGAAGCGGCUUGUCAGCUACCUGAUGAUUGAAGGUUCUGAGGAAGGUUACUUCACAGGGAUGUUGCUGAAAAAGUCACGAGUCACAUUGGUGGAGAGUGAGAUAGUACCUUAUCGCACCACUAAGAUGAUGAGGAACCUGCUUGUCGCUCAGGUGAUCGUCGAUGGUCAGAAGCUGUGCCUGAUGACAUCCCACUUUGAGAGCUGUAAGGCCAAUGCUAAAGAGCGUAUGAAUCAGCUGCAUGUGGUGAAGUGGAAGUUUAAACAUGCACCUGAUGAUGUCACCGUUGUGUUUGGGGGAGACACAAACCUGAGGGAUGGGGAGGUACCCAAGGUGGGCCUGCCUGCAACUGUCUGUGAUGUGUGGGAGCGACUGGGCAAGCAGGAGCACUGCCGCUACACGUGGGACACCACUGCCAACAACAACAAGAAAGCUUCCUACCCUGUUCGCUUCCGCUUUGACAGAAUCUACCUCCGCCCGGCUAUCAAAAGUGGAGCCCCUCGUCUGGCCCCUGAUCACAUGGCCUUGGUGGGGCUGGAGAAGCUGGACUGUGGCCGCUACACUAGUGAUCACUGGGGAAUCUACUGCACCUUCUCAGCUGAAUAGAACUACACAAAACAACCAAAACCAUGAGAGUUAAGCAUUUUAUUUUAGAUCAGCUGCUCUUUAAAUCACAGUAACGCUAUGCAGGAAGAUGUUCCUCACCUUAUUUUAAUCAGUUUUAUCCUCUAAUGUGUGUCUGCUUAAGUGUUUUAUGUGGUUAAAAUGACAAACUAAAAUAUGAAAAGCACCAAUAAAUUACAAUGUCUUUGUUUUAUUAUACACUUGCACUGAUGGGGGGAAAGUCCAUUAGCAGAAGUCUGACAGCUCUUCAGCUUUUAACCUUGUUACAUGAUCUUCCUCGAUGGAUGGAGUUGGGACUGAAAAACACCACACACAGCAUGAGAAACACUACUGGGAUGUCACUCUGUAUGUAAUACAAGCAUCAGACCACUAGAGAGCAGUACACAGGUGAAUAGCAACUGUUCAAACUGUGACUUACAGGACUGAAGGAAGUGUUAUUUGAAGUCUUAAUGGUGAGUCCAACUUUUAACUGCUGCACAGUAUGACUGAAGCUGUUGAUCCACUGUUUUAACAGCUACAUGCAGUAGCAUCCAUCCACUCUCUUCUGCUUAUCGAAUUCAGGGGCCGGAGCCUAUCCCGGUUGUUAUAGGGCAAGACGCAGGGUACACCUUAGACAUGGUAAAAAGUGAUUUUGCCACAUGUGUUUGUGUUUUAUGUCACAUUAAAGGAAAUAAUAUUUGGCAUCUUUUAUAAAGGACGGAAAGCUCCCACCCCCGGUAAUAUUUCUAAUUGUUGGAAUUGUAAUUAAGUUUGUAAUUCA
Molecule: messenger RNA, 2144 nt
Organism: Pelmatolapia mariae (spotted tilapia)
Lineage: Eukaryota; Metazoa; Chordata; Actinopteri; Cichliformes; Cichlidae
Product: tyrosyl-DNA phosphodiesterase 2-like
Exons: 7
Coding region: 464-1366 (300 amino acids)
Biological process (GO): double-strand break repair
Cellular component (GO): PML body; cytoplasm
Molecular function (GO): single-stranded DNA binding; 5'-tyrosyl-DNA phosphodiesterase activity
Source: RefSeq, a predicted model, not a curated record